Molecule: messenger RNA, 3346 nt
Organism: Phlebotomus papatasi
Lineage: Eukaryota; Metazoa; Arthropoda; Insecta; Diptera; Psychodidae
Gene: Xpc
Product: DNA repair protein complementing XP-C cells homolog
Exons: 5
Coding region: 232-3228 (998 amino acids)
Biological process (GO): nucleotide-excision repair; mismatch repair
Cellular component (GO): nucleus; cytoplasm; XPC complex
Molecular function (GO): single-stranded DNA binding; damaged DNA binding
Source: RefSeq, a predicted model, not a curated record
AGCGGAAAUAUUUGUAGUUUCGUGUAGAUGUUUUGUGGGGUGAUUGCGCCAAUUUUGGGGGACGCUUCAAAAAAAUUAUUUUUCACCCAGAUAUUUUGGGUUUAGUGUGUAAUUUUCUCUUUAAUUAUCAUCACAAACAUCUCCUGCUGUAGUAUCAGUUGGAAAUUUUGGAAAAAUUGAAGGACAUUGGUGAAAAUUCGAUGGGCAAAGUUUGACAGACGCUUGGGAACAAUGUCGAGCAGUGAUGACUUCGAAGAGGACUCUGUGGAUGAUUUUUCCGCCAGUGAGGACGAGUGGAAGCCUUCGAAAAAGGACGCUUCGACAAGCGAGGAGGAAGAAGUGGAGGACGAUGACGAGGAUGAAGGAACCAGUCGAGGGACAAAGAGGAAACGUCCAGCAAAGGGCAAAAUUAAUACGUCAGCUGCCAAGCGGAAAGUACCUUCGCUAAGGUCCAAAAUGUUCAGGAAGUACAAACCUAUUCCGAAAACAGUCAAAAGUCCACCGGGACCUCCAAGAAUAAUUCCCGGUACCAUUCAGCAGAUUCUCGAACAAUCGCGCUAUCAGAAGGGCAAAAAAGUGGUUGACCCUGAUGAUUCUGGAAGCAGUGGCGAUGAACAUCUUGUGCCAGCGAGUGAACUUGACCUUGAAUCCAAUUUCUUUAAGGCAAAACCCAAAGAGGACACUCCACCGCCCAAUUUUGACUGCAAUGUCGGAAUGAGACUUUCAGAUUCUGAUGAAGAAGAUGAGAAUCCUGCUGAAGAGGACACCAAGAUCAUGUCAAAAAUUGUCUCAAGGAUCAACCAGACAUCUUCCAAUUCCAUGGAUUUUAGGAAAUUGGAGGAUUUCACUGAAAAUAUCCCCAAGAUCAAAGUUGCAGAUGAUACAGCAACGAAAAAUCACGAAAAUCUCGACAUAUCAUCCCUUCUGGCCAUGGGAGAGUCAACUGGUGUGACUAAGAAGAGCCAGAAGGCUUCAAAAAGUAGAAAAAGACCCGCAGGCAGGGAUUCAGAGUCAGACUGGGAAGAAGUUGAAGACUACGAUAUUCCGGAGAAUUCAGUCCCGUCCGAGGGAAUUGUUGUGGAACUUCCAUCAGAAUUUCAGCGUCGCACAAAGAAGGAGGUUGACUUGGAGGCUUGUAUCAAGCGAAAACUCAAUCGACAGAUUAAGGAAAACCAGAUUUAUCUCCAUAAGGUCAGUAUACUCUGUUUCCUGGCCACAGGGAAUCACAUGAAUAGCGUCCUGUGCAAGGGAAAACUCCUGGAUGCUGCUGUCAAACUUUUGCCGAGUAAAAACAGUUAUCCACGGAAAAAUGGAGCAGAUUCCCAGUAUUUCCAGCACAUGACCAGUUGGUUCCGGGGAGCUGUGAAGUUGGAAGAUCCUAAGAUGUACGGAAAGCUCAAUACAAUGAAGUUGCAGGAGCAAUUGGAUGAAGAAAUAAAGAAUCGUCAGACUUCGUGCUUCAGAAACUUCACAUUGAUUUUCCUUUUGCUCCUCAGGGGGAUGGCAAUAGAUUCGAGGUUGAUCCUGAAUUUCACAGGACACCCAAUAAGGCCACAUCCUAGCCAGCUAUGCAGAAUUACUAUGAAACCCAAGGAGGAGAAGGAAGAAAAACCCGGAAAACCCUCAAAGAACGCCAAGAAACCGAAGAUUGAGGAGAAAAAUCCGCGUCCCGGAAGUUCUAAAAGUUCAUCCAUACCAAAUGGGCUUGCAAAAAAGAAUCAGACAAAAGAGAAUCCUGCAAAGGGGUCAAAAGUCAAUCUUGAAAAGUUGAAAAGUCAAAAGAAACCUGAAGAAAACCCGCCAAUUGUCUUGAGGAGUCGUCAAGCUAAGAUUGUGGCUAGAAAACCUUCUGAGAAUACCCCUGAAAAGUCUCCAGAGAAGAUCUUCCAGGAAGAUACUUCUCCAGUGCGAAAAACACGUUCACAGACGAGAAAUCAAACAUCCCAAGCGCCAAAUCUUAGCAAGCUGAAGAAAACAAAAACAACGAAAAAUUCAGCGUCAGAGCCUCCUGUAAAAGCAAUUGAAAUUGAAACGACUCCACAACCCUCAACUUCUCGCCAAACUCCCAAAAAGCCAGACUCUCGGCUCUUUGCCCCGGAAGCUGUGAUUCCGCGACAGAUAAAGCCCAAACCAAUCGAUCAUCGAGUGUUCUCGUCUGACAGUGACGACUGGACGCGUGAGAAGAAGCGGAAAGAGGAUAAGAUUGACAUUUGGGUGGAAGUGUAUUCAGACAAAGAGCAGAAAUGGCUGGCAAUUGAUCUGUUUAAUGGCAAAGUAGACAAAAUUGAGAAGAUCAUCCAGACAGCUUUUCAGCCAAUAUCUUACGUCUUUGCCUGGCAUGCUGACAAGACUGUCAAGGAUGUCUCUCCAAGAUACUGUCCUCAGUGGAAUACCACUACCAGGAAGUACAGGAUAGACAAGGAGUGGCUAGAUGACACCCUUCAACCGUUUCUCGGGAAGAAAACCAAGAGAGACAGGGAAGAAGAUCGAGAAUUGGAUAAGAUUCACCUUGAUAAACCAUUACCCAAAACCAUCACAGAGUACAAAGAUCAUCCACUGUAUGCCCUCGAACGCCAUCUGCUCAAGUACCAGGCCCUCUAUCCACCAAAUCCUCCUCCAUUGGGCUACGUGAGGAAUGAAGCAGUCUAUGCCAGGGAAUGUGUUCAUACGCUCCACACGCGUGAGCACUGGCUCAAGGAGGCGCGUGUCGUGAAACCCGAACAGACAGCCUACAAAAUCGUCAAGACACUCAAAUGGGACAAGUAUUCAAACACAAUGUUGAAAGAUAUCCCUUUGGAGAUUUUUGGCAUUUGGCAGACAUCCCCCUAUGUGCCACCAGUAGCCAAAAAUGGCAUUGUACCACGCAAUGAGUAUGGGAAUGUCGAGUUAUUCAAGGAUUGCAUGCUGCCGAAGAACACAGUUCACAUUCAAUUGCCCGGAAUAAAUAAAAUCUGCAAGAGAUUGAACAUUGAUUGUGCCCCAGCAAUUGUGGGCUUUGAUUUUCACAGUGGUUGGUGCCAUCCGACCAUCGAUGGAUUUGUCAUUUGCAAGGAGUUUGAGGAUAAAGUCCUGGAUGAGUGGAAUAGGGAACAGGAUGAAGCUGAGAGGAAGGAGGAUGAGAAGCGUGAGAAGAGGGUUUAUGGAAAUUGGAGGAAACUCAUCAAAGGACUUCUUAUUCGGGCAAGACUUCAGGCCAAAUAUAAUUUCAAGGAUGAGGAAGGAUCUUAAUGGAUCUUUCUAAAUUUGUAUCAUUGCGAGAUUUUUUUUGUACAGCUACCUCUUAUGUGAUGGUGCAGUGUAGAUUUUCAUUGAAAUUUGCACAAUAAAUUAACUUUCUGUAUAUAAA